Aphanomyces invadans is the source of this 1466-nucleotide messenger RNA. RefSeq lists its product as hypothetical. The coding region runs from base 87 to 1331 and encodes 414 amino acids. The transcript is spliced from 4 exons. Gene Ontology annotation, molecular function: protein binding; cysteine-type deubiquitinase activity. Lineage: Eukaryota; Oomycota; Saprolegniomycetes; Saprolegniales; Verrucalvaceae. The record is from RefSeq and is a predicted model, not a curated record.
GCGCGAUCCUCGUGACGGCACGUACGCUUUCUCGUCCCGGCGCCAUCUUCACCACACAGCUCGAGAACAACCAUUCACAUCUCAACAUGGACUCACCUUCGGACACGUUGGCCUUGCUGCGCGCUCACGUGGAUAACGAGGCAGGCGACGUUGUAUUCGUCGAAGUUGAAGGGGGCACGCCUCUUGGUAUUGUACUUGAUGAAGUCAACAAACAAGCUGUCAUCAAGUCGUUCACGCGUACGAACAACGACCCUGGAGUGGUUGAAAGGCGAGCGGAUGUGCAUGUUGGAGCUGCUCUCGUCGCGAUCAACGGCAAAGACGUGUCCAAGUUAGGUCUCAAAGAGGUGGGAGAGAUCCUGAAGAAGCUCAAAGAUCGGCCGAAGGUCCUUGGAUUGCGCGUUGAGCGACCACUUCAAUCCAUCGACCUAGGGCCAAAGAGCCCAAAAAGCUCGCCGGUGGUCGCCGCUCCCUUGCCUCAAGCUGUUCCCGCAGCUCCUCUGGCGCCCACUGCCGCUCCUGCACCGGUCGAUGCAGUCGCGAUCAACAUCGCCCCAGCAACACCUACCGCGGACGCUGGGCCAAGCAUCGAAACCAUUGCCGUGCGUUGUCCUCCUGGCCCACUCGGUCUUCUCUUGAGCAGCGAAUUGCUUGACCGCGCCGUCGUGAUCGGGUUCCAACCGUUGCCUGAUGGAUCGCAAGGGGUAUUGGAAAUGCACGAGAACGUUCGUCCUGGCGCUCACCUUGUCCGCAUCAACGGCGAAGACGUCAGCGCGUGGUCGUUGCAUGAUGUUAAAAGCCGUCUCGGUGCACUGGCCGACCAGGAGCGCUUGCUUGAGUUUACACUGCCGCGCCACCGCGCCAACAGCCAAGACUUUUCACUGCGCCGCAAAGAAGAGUUCACCCUCAUGAAGCAGAACGACUCGACCAAAAUCGAGCGCGGAGAGUGCUGGCUCAUCAUCGACGCCAAGUGGGUCGAGCGAUGGGUUACGUUUGCCGCUCUGAACGGCCCGCCGCCUGGUCCGAUCACAAACGAAACGCUCGUGCAGCCGGGAUGGCAAGACCGCCUCGACGGAAAGGUCCCCGGUGAUGCCGACCUGCCGCGUGAAAACCUAAAGGUGUCCACCGACUACCGGUGUGUGACGCCGCUCGUGUGGAGCUUCUUUGCAGCGCUGCAUGGCACAAGCAAACUGCCGCCGAUCGCUCGCUACGCGAUGGACAUCUACGGCCGGCAGCUGCCCGCCGUUGAACUCAAGAAGAUUUUGAAGGGCCCGUCGCUGAAGGCAGAGAUCACGGUGAAGGAGAUCAAGCAUCGCUGCCAGUACGCUCCGUAAACACGUCGACAAGAGUAUAAAUAUCGUGUAAGUCUAAACGUCCAUUUCAGUGUGUGGAGGUUGGAUCACGAGUUGAAAGAUGUCUGUCGCGCCGUAUGAAGCGCAGCGAUGGAGUUUCCACAGCCCAUUCUUCCA